UUUUGCAGAAAGCAGAAUGGCCUCCUCCUGCAAGGCUGACGAUGAAAGUACUUAUGGUUCUGAUGUCAGCAAUGAGUCAGACAGCGCUGAACCAUCAGAUGAGGAAGACAAUGAGGAAGACGAUGAGGAAGACAAUGAGGAAGAUGUUGUACCCUGCAAGUUUUACAACAAAGGAAACUGUAGGGACGGAGAAAGGUGUGCUUACCUACACGUUUGCAAGUAUGCUCUUAAAGGAAACUGUCGUUACGGCUCCAAAUGUAGACUAAACCACACUGUAAGUCAAGGUGUGCCCUCCAGUGCAAGCGGCAGGACUCCAGAUCGGUCAUCAUCUAGUCAUGACCAGAGGCUUACUGAUGGCCGAUGCUACCAGUGGCAGCUCAAUAACGGAAGAGGCUGGAAAGAUGUUGAAAAUGAUCACAUCCUUGAGGCCCAGUAUUCGCUGCCCCACACCAAAAGCAUCAAAAUAUACAACACAUCAUACGGGGCGGUGAGCAUAGACUUUAAAAGGAUGAAAGUUCUUGGGAAGAAAUUGAGAGUGAGACGCCUGGAUGACGGUAACACUGCGUGGAUUUGGUACUGCAUGUUGGGUCGUCGUUGGAUCAAGUAUGGAGCCAAGGAUUCAAAGGGUGUCUCCACUCCUGUGAAGAGCUCUGACAUAGAGGAAAAGUUUCAGAGAAAUCCAACAAGCUCCUUUACUUUUAACAUCAAUGGUGAAACUUUGGAGCUCAAAUUUAAAGAAAUGCAACAGGUGAGUAAAAACAGAAAGAGGAAAGUCACCCGUCGACCUACGUACCGGCAACCACAAGCAGUCAGGGGAGUUGCUCUAGCAACCUCAGGUUUCCAGAAUCUUAGCUUGGGCACUAAGCCACAGUGGGAAUUUGAAGGCGACAGUGGAAAAUGGCACAAGUUCAAACACAGGAAAAGGACUUCCACUGACUGCUCAGUAACCAGUGAUGACAUUGAGAGCAAGUACCAACAAAACAACAAAGGCACCAUGCCCUUCACAGUGGCAGGACAAUCCUACAAUCUUGACUUUGGAGCAAUGAUCCAAACCAACGUCAGGACCAAUCACACACGCAGGGUGAGACGUGUGCUGGUGUGAGCCAUCAAGAUGAUUUCCUGACCUCCAGAAGACUGUGCAGCAACGUAACCACGAUGCUGCCGCGUUCCUCUAACUUGAGAUUUAUAUGAGAUUUAUUUUUGGAUGGUUAACACAUCCUUUUUAUUGUUGAAUUUCAGAAUUUACCUCAUUGCAGGCCUUGUCAUGGGUGAAGUUUACAAGGACACUUUUAAAUGCUGCCUGACAAUCUUCCACUCCAAUAAUGCAUUCUACCAACUUGCCUUUUAGCAUCAUGGUUGUUUAAAUUAUUCAUCUUAUCAACUCAGGUCACAGUGAGCAUUUUUUUUCCACACUUCCAUAUGGGGAUGGAGGGGAAAAUUUGUUCUUAUAGCCAAUAAUUAAACAAAAGUAAGUGUAUAACAAACACUUUGAAUUCAUGGGAUAUGAUACAUUUGCCUUUUUUUUAAUGUAGAAAAAUUAGAUGUAACUGU
This is a messenger RNA of Pundamilia nyererei, 1551 nucleotides long. RefSeq lists its product as uncharacterized. Gene Ontology annotation, molecular function: NAD+ poly-ADP-ribosyltransferase activity; zinc ion binding. Lineage: Eukaryota; Metazoa; Chordata; Actinopteri; Cichliformes; Cichlidae. Gene Ontology annotation, cellular component: nucleus. The record is from RefSeq and is a predicted model, not a curated record. The transcript is spliced from 9 exons. Bases 17 to 1102 code for a protein of 361 amino acids.